CCAGUCACGUGACCACCUUCUCCUGAAAUAAUGUGAAGAAAUGUCCUGAAAAUGCGGAAAGCAAAGAUUAUUUAUACUUUAGUCUUCUUCUUCUCCCUUCUCCAGCAGUCGUGUUGUGAUGUUGAUUCUAUCAGUUGGCAUUUCCUUGGCUCUGAAGGCCUUGGCCUUCCCAGUUACAUAGAAAGAAUCAUUGUGAAUGAUGUCAUGGUCUUUUACUAUGACAGCAACAUGCCUUCAACAGCACCAUGUCCUGAUUGGCUGAACACCACAGCUGGUCAAGAACACUGGAAAAAGAUGAGUUCUGUAUCACAGGACAACAGGGACCUUAUGGCUGAAGCACUCGAAACAGCCAUCAAGCAGUUCAAGCUCACGGGCAACCUUUCAGAUAUUAAUAUAUAUCAAGGCUACAGUCGGUGUAACCUCUAUCCAGAUGGCACAGUCAAGUCAGUGUUAACCCACGCAUUCAAUGGGAUGGACUUCUUAAGUUUAGAUAUUGACAGUAAGACAUUCAUCGCUUCUGUUCCUCAAGCCAUCAAAUAUAAAAGGAUUAGAGAGAAUAAUGAAAUCUUGCUUGAAAUCAUGGUGUCUUUCUACAAAAAGACCUGUGUUGACCACCUUAAGACAUUCUUGGACCAUUCUCCUGCAGUCAACAUGAAGAAAGCUCCAGAGGUCAGGAUUUUUGAGAAGCAGAGAGCUGGUUCCACUCUCCUCACGUGUCAUGUGACUGGGUUUUACCCCAGAGCAGUGCAGGUGAAGUGGAUUGGCACAGAUUUACAGCAGAAGGAUAUUGAGACGAAUGAUGUUCUGCCUAAUGGUGAUGGUACAUAUCAGACCAGAAGGAGUGUGAUCAGACCUGAGGAGAACACAGGAAAUCAGCACUACAGCUGUGUAGUGUAUCACAGCAGCGUCGAGGGAAAUAUUACAGUCACCUGGGGUAAAGAAGAGAAACCCUUCCGGCUUCCUGUUUGGAUGACGCUAGGCUUCAUUUUCAUGGUUGCUGUAGUUGGGCUUGUAAUACGAUACUUCAUUAAAAGUAAAGACGCUUUGAUUUAAAGUGACGCCUCAUGAGAAGAUCGAACUGUCUGUCCUCGACCUCAAACUCCUACAGUCCUCAGGUCGAGCUGUUUCUUCUUGGAUAUUUGCACAAAUCUCUUCAUUAAGGUCAAUCUAAUUGAAGGAUAAGAAUCCGUGUUUUUGUUUGUUUUUUAAGUCCUGCUUUUCUUACAAUACCCGAGGCCCAGUCUGCACUACAAAUAAGCUUUCUUAAACUAUUUUUGUCAUGGAUACUUUUAAAGCAAAUGGUUUAUGAAAAUAGUUGAAACGAUCUAGCAUUUUCUAUUAGAAGAAUACAAGCCACCAAUUCUGAGAUUAUUAAACCUAGUUCUAGAUUGCAACCAAUUUAUUCUAAGAUGUCUUGUCAAGUAAAAUUAUCUGCCCAUGCAGCAAGCAUACUUCACUAGUAUUAAAUAAUUUUCUCCUCAAAUUCAGUUUUUUGCAGUGUACACAGGCGUAAAGAAUGUAUUCAUUACCAUUCACACAAACAUUAAUUUUCAAAGUGCUUUAUAGUUUUGCACAACUUCAGCAGACUUGAAUGAGCCAUUUUACAAUAACGGAUGUAUUGGGUUCUCAUUUUAAAAAUCUCUGGUCGUAUUUGAUUGUGAUCGGAGUAGUGUUUUUUUUUGUUUUUUUUUAAAUCUCUGGAUAUUUUAACUCCGGUUUACAGGAACAACCAUCUAUUGCUGUUACUUUCAUGAUCACAUACAUGUCCUAUUAGUUUCACUGUUGCUACUGAAUAUGUUUUAAGAUAAAUAACUGAAUGAUAGAAGCUCUUUAAGGAAGGUGUAUAUGAAGCAUUAGGAAGGUCAUAUUGCAUUGUAUUACUGUGCUUGCUAUGUCAUGUCUUUUUACUGGUCUAUGAAGCAAAGCUCACUCCCAGAUGAAAUAUUGUCAGUUAUUAAUGUUUUUACUUCAGCCAUUAGGAGGCAGUAAAGCCUCACUGACUAUUCUGAUCAAAUAUUUGACACAGUGAACAGUGUGCUGUCUGUGCUUUGUGAUUGAUGGUGGGUGUCAGGUUGAGAGAUUUUACAUCAAUCCCUUGUCAGAGGCGGCGACAGGAAGUUUUGGAUGGGACGGG
This is a messenger RNA of Neoarius graeffei (lesser salmon catfish), 2134 nucleotides long. RefSeq names its product class I histocompatibility antigen, F10 alpha chain-like. NCBI's taxonomy places the organism in Eukaryota, Metazoa, Chordata, Actinopteri, Siluriformes, Ariidae. The record is from RefSeq and is a predicted model, not a curated record. Gene Ontology annotation, cellular component: external side of plasma membrane. Gene Ontology annotation, biological process: immune response. The transcript is spliced from 6 exons. The coding region runs from base 52 to 1053 and encodes 333 amino acids.